Mya arenaria is the source of this 1632-nucleotide messenger RNA. Its product is annotated as alpha-methylacyl-CoA racemase-like. The transcript is spliced from 7 exons. The record is from RefSeq and is a predicted model, not a curated record. Gene Ontology annotation, molecular function: catalytic activity. The coding region runs from base 105 to 1262 and encodes 385 amino acids. Lineage: Eukaryota; Metazoa; Mollusca; Bivalvia; Myida; Myidae.
CACCAUUACAGUUUGUGACCUGUUGACUUUGUACACAUUACCCUUUUUUUGUUGGGAUAGAACAGAAGUUCACAGCAGAUUUGUGAAAGACAUUUUGCGCGGAGAUGGCCCUAAAGGGAAUGCGUGUGAUCGAGAUGGCGGGGCUGGCCCCGGCCCCUUUCUGUGGUAUGAUCCUGGCUGAUUUUGGGGCUUCUGUUAUUAGGAUAGACCGGACCCCGUCCAAAGGCCAGAAGACAGUGUACAGUAUGGAUACGCUCUCUCGUGGUAAACGGUCUCUUGCUGUAGAUCUUAAACAAAAGGAAGGGGUCAGCCUUUUGCGGAGACUCUGCUCCAGGGCAGAUGUUCUAAUAGAGCCCUUUAGACCAGGAGUGAUGGAGAAGUUAGGUCUGGGUCCCCAACAGCUGACGUCCGACAACCCACGCCUCGUCUAUGCCCGCCUAACAGGGUUCGGUCAGAAAGGACAUCUGGCCAACAAGGCUGGGCAUGAUAUCAACUACAUUGCCAUGGCUGGCGUGUUAUCCCAACUAGGCCGAAAGAAUGAGAACCCCUACCCGCCCAUCAACCUUGUGGCUGAUUUUGCCGGUGGGGGCCUGACCUGCGCCCUGGGGAUCGCUUUCGCACUCUUGGAGCGACACACCUCAGGCAAGGGCCAGGUCAUAGAUGCAAACAUGGUGAAUGGAUCAGCAUAUCUGUCAACAUUUCUAUGGACAUCUCGAGCUUUACCCAUCUGGCCUGGAAAACGUGGGGAAAACAACCUGGAUGGAGGGGCAGCUUUCUAUGGCACGUACAAGACCAAAGACGAUAAAUAUGUCUCCCUGGGGCCACUAGAACCUCAGUUCUAUGCUGAUCUGUUGAAAGGUUUGGGUCUUACACAAGAGGAGAUGCCACAAUAUACAGAUGGGGAUAUUAUGACAGAGAAAUUCAACGAGAUUUUUCUCACAAAGACUCGAGACGAGUGGACGGAGACAUUCAAAGACCUUGAUGCAUGCUAUGCGCCAAUCCUGGAAAGGGAGGAGGCUGAGUGCCAUCCCCACAACACUGAACUGGGCGUGUUCAUAUCAAAUCCCAGCGGAAAGGUUGAGCCCGCCCCUGCACCCAUGUUAUCACGGACACCUGCUGUCUCAGUGUUGCCGCGGCAACCAGAGGUCGGGGAGCACACGGAGACAGUGUUGAGGGGUAGUGGUUUUGGUGACAGUGAGAUUAAGGAAUUAUUAGACAGUGGAGUAGUUUUCCAGAAUGAAAAAUCCAAAGCCAAGUUGUAAUUCAAGGACGAUUGUUCACGGUGGAAGGAUUUUGAGCAAUACUUGAUCACUUGAUGAAUAAAUUUUAACCAACAUUUAAGUUAUAAUUUUUUGUGAAAGAAGUUUGGAUUCCUUUGGAAAGCUUGUUGAAAGUGAUACCAGUAUGAAUUACAAUAGGAACCUUUUGCCUCCAUAUCCCAGGGACUGGCCAAAAUACUUCAAGCCUUGCGCGUUAGUCAAAAUCACCAGCUCAAGCCAACAAGGAAAUCAAGCCAAUCGCUAUCGAGCCAACGGGUUUCAAAUGUAUAAUCGUAAAAGCAAAAAUAUUUCAAAAACUUUUAUUACGUUAACUUUGAUUUAACAAAAGUUUAUACAUUCAUAUUUAUUAUAU